GGAGAGGAAAUUAGGCUCCGGGAGAACUAAUCCCGCUUCCUGCAGCCAGCGGUCCUUCAUUCGUUCUCCGUGGGACGUAGUGUUCGUGCUUGUUCGGGAACUGUUCUUCCGGUUUUAAGGAAACAGAGAUGGCCCUGAGCAGGAGAUUCUAGUUGAGGAAACAGUCUCUUUGUUUUGAUGCCAUCCCGUAACAAUGUAACUACUGGGAUUCCCAGUAGUAAAGUGAAGUACUCCAAGCUCUCUAGCACAGAUGAUGGCUACAUUGAUCUUCAGUUUAAGAAGAGCCCUCCCAAAAUCCCUUACAAGGCAACAGCACUUGCUAUAGUGCUAUUUAUGAUUGGCACCUUUCUUAUUGUCAUAGGUGCUCUGCUGUUAGCUGGAUAUAUCAGCAAAGGGGGAGCAGACCGAGCCAUUCCUGUCUUGAUAAUUGGGAUUCUAGUAUUCCUCCCAGGAUUCUACCACUUGCGCAUUGCCUACUACGCUUCCAAAGGCUACAGGGGCUACUCUUACGAUGACAUUCGGGAUUUUGAUGACUAGAGUCUACUUUGUUGCAGAAGAAAACAGUAGCUGUUGGGAAUAAGCUUAGCACUGAAAAGCUGAACCCAUGGAAAUUUAAAUACCAUGGGUUAAAGAAUUCUCUAGUCCUACAGUUUAUUUUAGCAAGGUCAUUGCUAGGCUCUCUAGGAUCAUCCCAAAGAUGUUAACUGAGCUUGCAAUUAGAGAAAUAUGACAUCUUUUUCUUUACCUCCUGUUCUGAGCUAAGGUUUUUGAAGAGGCAGUUUUUCCACACAUACACACACACCCAUACCCACAAGUUCGAAGCAGUUGU
This is a messenger RNA of Antechinus flavipes (yellow-footed antechinus), 829 nucleotides long. Its product is annotated as transmembrane protein 230-like. Lineage: Eukaryota; Metazoa; Chordata; Mammalia; Dasyuromorphia; Dasyuridae. Gene Ontology annotation, cellular component: synaptic vesicle; endomembrane system. The record is from RefSeq and is a predicted model, not a curated record. Gene Ontology annotation, biological process: synaptic vesicle transport. The coding region runs from base 178 to 537 and encodes 119 amino acids. The transcript has a single exon.